Messenger RNA from Nilaparvata lugens (brown planthopper), 1105 nucleotides. RefSeq lists its product as uncharacterized. Bases 430 to 960 code for a protein of 176 amino acids. The record is from RefSeq and is a predicted model, not a curated record. NCBI's taxonomy places the organism in Eukaryota, Metazoa, Arthropoda, Insecta, Hemiptera, Delphacidae. The transcript has 3 exons.
UGAGUCGUCACUCUUCAGCUCAGUCAGCAGGCUAUCAAUACAGAAAGGUUCCAGACUUCCAGUCAAUAUAGAUAGUCCACCAGCACAUGAGCGUAUCCUCAACUACUGGCAACAGAAAGCUGCACUCGCUGCCGGCGCCUCCGCUGCUGCAGCUGCUCCUUCCCCACUCACCGUGGAACCACCAUCACCUGGGGAGAUUGUACUGGGUGACAGUCCAGUUCAACACUUGGCUUCACCUGCUACCUGGGCACCGCGGCGUGCGGUGCUAACAACUGCUAGCAACAACAUCAAGCAGAAGCAGGGGAAGAGGAGAUUCACAAUCAAAAAUUAUUUCCUGAGGAUGUCCAUAGUGGGAUUGUGAGUGACUGUAUUAUAAAAACUGAGAGUUAACGGGAAUAGAAAUCGAAACAAAAUUAUCAUAUCUUGAAAAUGUGUGAUACAAGUGCAAGUAUUGAUACAUCCAACGAGUUAUUGCCACAAAGUUUCAAUGUGAAAUACUUAGGACACCGUGAAUCUAAAGGGUUGUGGGGUAUAAAAAAUACAAGGAGACCAGUGGAUGCUAUGAUUUUACAUGCAAAGCAGUCAACAUCAAGUUUACCUUCGAUGAGGAUAGGUGUAACCAGAGACGGUUGUACCUUCUCUUACAACAAUAAAACAACUGUCCAUCCCAUUGACACAAUAUCGUAUGGCGUACAGGAUUUGGUUUACACUCGAGUUUUUUCGAUGAUUAUUGUUCGAGAUAUUUCUGAUGUGAGGAUUCAACAGCAUCCGUUCGAAUGCCAUGCGUUCAUGUGUGAAAGCAAACAGGCGGCUCGCCAACUCACUUACUGCUUGGCAGCUGCCUUUCAUGACUACAGUAAAAGAGUCAAAGCAACCAAUAACACUCAACAGAAGUUUGCUAUAGAUCUUCGCUCCCCUGAGGAAAUACAGGCAAACUUGAAGGUAGAUUCCGAAGCAUGAUCAACUAUUAAACAAACCAUUUGAAAAUCUUAAAAAAUGGUGUGUGACUCUAUUUUAGUGAACAAUCUUACUAUAGAGUGAGGCUUUACCAGUAUACAUUUUACGCUUACCAGAAAACUGAGCACUCAAAUUCAAAAUGAGAUUC